Messenger RNA from Solanum verrucosum, 397 nucleotides. Its product is annotated as dolichol-phosphate mannose synthase subunit 2-like. Gene Ontology annotation, cellular component: endoplasmic reticulum membrane; dolichol-phosphate-mannose synthase complex. The record is from RefSeq and is a predicted model, not a curated record. The transcript has 2 exons. Gene Ontology annotation, biological process: GPI anchor biosynthetic process. The coding region runs from base 158 to 397 and encodes 79 amino acids. NCBI's taxonomy places the organism in Eukaryota, Viridiplantae, Streptophyta, Magnoliopsida, Solanales, Solanaceae. Gene Ontology annotation, molecular function: enzyme regulator activity.
AUCAUUGGGAUGUUGGAAGAUAUAAGAAUUAAAGUAAUGAAUCGAUUGGGGGAACAAGAAGAUUUUGUGAUGAAAUAGACUAGUGAAUUUAGUCCAAAAAGCUUGAAGUUGUAUAAUGAUUAUCUGAAGAUAGCUCAAAUUUGUAGGGUUGACUGUAAUGGAGAUAAUGGAUAUGAGUAUGCUGAUUUUAACAUUGACCAGUUUGUCCAUUUUCACAUAUUAUACCUUCUGGGUCAUCAUUCUGCCUCUUGUUGACAAUGAUCAUUUCGUGCAUAAGUAUUUUCUACCUCAAGAAUACACAAUUCUCAUUUCUGUAUAUGCUGCAGUGGCACUAAUCUGCUUCUUGAGCAUCUGUAUUGGAUACGUCAUGAUCGAGUCCAAGAAGAAGAAGGCAUGA